AUUCGAUAAAAAACCAAUUUCAGACAGGUGUGUAUAUUUUUUUCAGUAUUUUUUAUUUUUUAAAUCAUAUAAUUAAAAAUUCCAGAGUGACGUCACUUUCACUUGUUGGAACGAGUGACACCAUGUUAUGACAGUUAAUCAACGUGAAAAAAACAACAAAAAAAAAAUUAAUUUCACACUAAUAAAACUAUUAAUAUUGUCAAAAUGGAGCCAGGUCAAUUAGCAAGAGUACUGACUGAUUUUUUUACAACAAUUGAUGGUGAAUUAAGUCUCACAAAAGGCGAUUAUUUUCUGCUUAUAAGUGUCGUUGAUAAAAUUUGGUGUUAUGGAGAGUCAAGGAAUAAACGUGGUAAAUUUCCAUCAAAUCAUCUACACCGAGUUGAUACUCCAAAUUUAAAUGAUGAUGAAAAUUUAUUUAUAUCAAUUGCUCCAUUCAAGGGUGAGCAAGAAGGUGAUUUAAUUUUUGAUCAAGGUGAAUUUAUUAUUGGACAACAAGAAAUUGAGCCUGGCUGGUGGUCUGGUUAUAUUGAUGAAAGAAGUGGUGUAUUUCCAAUGUCUCAUGUAUGGUUAAUUGACAAAACUAUUCUCAAGAAAUCAGGAAAUAAAAAAAUAGUAAGAAAAAAAGUAAAAGUUAAAACAUCAUUAAAAGCACAACUUGAUGAAGAGCUUGAUUUAACAGAAGGUGAUAUUGUAACAGUCAUUGAAAUAUUAGAUGAUGGUUGGGUACGUGGUGUCACAUCAGAUGGUAGAACUGGAACUUUUCCUGAAGCCUUUGUUGAAUAUAUAAAUGACAAUAUAGAUUAUGUAGAUCAAGCUGCAGCAUUGCCUACAGCUUCAGUUCCAAAUACAUCAAAUUAUCAAUUACCAAUUUAUAAUAAAUGGAUUGAAUCAUCAAGUCAUGAUGCUUUUGAAGAAGCAGCUCCAUCAUAUGAUGAUUUAUUUCCAGAUACAAAAAAAACUAAUGACAAUAUAGUAUCAAAAAAAAAUGAUAACCCUAGCUUACAUUCACUUGAUGUUAAACCAUAUGCAAUAACACUUUAUCCAUUCAAAGCACAGUAUCAAGAUGAAUUAAAUUUUGAAGCCAAUGAAAUAGUUGAGUUGACUAGACACAUUGAUUUAGAUUGGGUUGAAGGAAUAAUUGAAAAUAAAAAAGGAAUGCUUCCAACGUCAUACGUUAAAAUUAUUGUUGAUUGUAGUGAAGAAAAUAGAAUUGAUUCAAAUAUCAAAGAUGAACAUGAUGAAUCAAUAAAAAAUUAUAUAAAUUUAGAAGAUGAAAGUAGAGUUAAAGUUGCAUAUACAUUUGAUGCACAAAUGAAAGAAGAUUUGAGUGUUAAAGAAGGUGAAAUUGUAACAAUUGUUAAAACAAUAAAUGAAGGAUGGGUAAGUGUAAAAAAUGAAAAUGGAGAAAUUGGUUUAUGUCCAAGAGGAUAUCUUUCUGAUGACACACAUGAUGAUCCAAUUGAUGAUUUUGUUGUACUAAGAAAUGAUGAAAAAAUAAUUAAUAGUCAAGCAAAAAGAAUUUCUAUUCAACCACAUAGACCAGCUCCACCAACACCAGCACCUGGUUCAAUUCCAUUACAAAAAUUAACAAUAAAUGAAAAAAGUCAAUUACAUGAUGAAGAUUUAAACAAACUAAAUGACAAUGUAAAUGAAGAUGAAAUAAAUUUACAAAAAAGAUUUGAAAAACGACAAAAUGUUAUAAGUGAAUUAGUCAUAACAGAAAAAGAAUAUGUUAGAGAUUUAAAAGUAACAUAUGAAACAUUUAAUUUAUAUGAUCCAAGUAAAUUAGAGACACGUGGUAUUGAUGUAUCAAUAUUAUUUGGUAAUAUAUUAGAUGUUAUUCAUGUUGCUGAAGAUUUAUUGGAUUCAAUGUUGAAAGCAAUGAAAGGAAAAGAUGAAAGUCAACAAAUGAUUGCACCUUGUUUUUUAAAUAUGAGUGAAAGAUUAAAAACAAUUUAUAAAAAAUACUGUGGUAAUCAUGAGGCAGCAUUGAGUUUAUUAAAAAAAUAUGAAGAUAAUAAAGAAAUAAUGACGUUAUUUGAUAAAGGUAUUGAAACACUUCGUCAUCAAGUUGCCUGCUUUGACAUGAGUUCAAUAUUAAUUAAACCGGUACAAAGAAUUCUCAAGUAUCCAUUGAUGCUUUAUGAAUUAGUUAAAUGUACAGAAGAAAAUCAUCCUGAUAGAGAAAACAUUGAAGAAGCAUGGAAAGUCAUGACUGCAGUUGCAUCAUAUAUCAAUGAAUACAAACGUCGAACAGAUAUUAUAUCAAAAUAUCUUGAUAGUGAUAAUACUCUUAUGAGUAAAAUGUCAAAAUUAAAUAUGCAUUCUGUUACUAAAAAAUCAAGUAGAUUUAGUGCAAAAUUAUCAGCAAGUUUUGGCCUAACAAAUAUACCACCAGAUCCAGUAUUUGAUGAACUUGAAAAACAAUUUAAAAUUCUUGAAAAAACAACUGAACAAUUACAUUAUGAUGUUGAACAAUGUAUGAGUUGUUUGCAUGAAGAAACAGUAUGUAGUGAAGUAUUAUCAGAUUUUUUAAAUCAAUAUCAUCAUGGUGUAUGUGAUAAUGAAAUUAGAAAAUUUCAUGAUAAAAUAAUUUUAGAACCAUUACCACAACCAAGACAACAAUUAUCACAACAAUAUAGUAAUGAUAUUGUCGAUUAUCCUUCAAACAGUAUUGAUUAUUCAAUCAAAGAAGAAAUUAAAAAUGAUUUAAUAAAUCUUGAUUCUCCAGUUAAAGAAAAAAAUAAUCCACCACAAUUUUCACAAUCACAUUUAUAUGGUAAUCUUGAUCCACUUGUUGAUGAUGAUUGUGAAGCAUCAUCAGUCAACAAUCAACAACAACGUUAUGCUAAUUUUGAAAAUGAAUUUUAUGUUGUUGCCUAUACAUUUGAUGGAACAAUACCUGGAACACUUGCUAUUAAAAAAGGCCAAAUGGUAAAAUUAAUAAAGCCACAUGAUGAAAAAGGCAACGAUGACUGGUGGUUGAUGGAAGACAGACAUGGCUCGUCUGGAUAUGUUCCAAAAAAUUAUGUUAAAUUAUACUCCAAACCUUAAUUAUUAUUUAUUAAUAAUCGUUAUUUCAUUAUUUUAUUUAAUCGAGCUUCUUCACAUUUUUAU
Aphidius gifuensis is the source of this 3117-nucleotide messenger RNA. Its product is annotated as dynamin-binding protein-like. NCBI's taxonomy places the organism in Eukaryota, Metazoa, Arthropoda, Insecta, Hymenoptera, Braconidae. The record is from RefSeq and is a predicted model, not a curated record. Gene Ontology annotation, biological process: intracellular signal transduction. Gene Ontology annotation, molecular function: protein binding; guanyl-nucleotide exchange factor activity.